Daphnia carinata is the source of this 736-nucleotide messenger RNA. RefSeq lists its product as uncharacterized. The transcript has 4 exons. The record is from RefSeq and is a predicted model, not a curated record. Lineage: Eukaryota; Metazoa; Arthropoda; Branchiopoda; Diplostraca; Daphniidae. Bases 75 to 530 code for a protein of 151 amino acids.
GUCGUUCUGUGUUUCGUCAUCGUUUUCCGAGGCAUAUACACAAAAAAAAGUGCAAAAAGCAUUUGACAACGAAAAUGGCAAAUUUCAUAAUCAAGAGUUUAGCUUUCUUGGACAUUUGCACAGCUGUUGUAGUCAUUAUCUUCCAGAUAAGUACUUUGGUCCGCUACUCGUCAAAUCCAGAAACGGGCGAUUUAGAAAAGGUGGCAGCAGGAAUUUGGGCUGGAAUCAGCUUCAUGAUUACGGGCAUUGUCUUCUGGCGAUCAGCCCACAAAGGAAAAUUGGAGCGUGUUUACAACCAAUGGGAGGUGGCCACAGCUUUGAUCUCAUUCUUUUGUUCAAUCGCACUGAUUGGCGUCAUGGCUGCUAAUAUUGAAGCAAUUGAGGAAGAUUGGUAUUGCCUCUAUCGGUAUAUUCCCAAAGACCAUUGUACAGUGCAACACGCACUCGAUGGAGUGAUGCUUUUCGGUGGUUGCUUUGCAUGCGUCAUCAACGGAGCUCUCAGUUUCAUUUCUUGCUACUGUUACAACUGAGAAAACCAAAACUGAUACACAAAUUUCAAUACAAACGUCCCAAAAUUUACAAAAACGGAAGAAACAAAUUCCAAAUCUUCCAAAAUAAACUAUUUUUCGUUCACGUACGCACUCCCAUGAAAAUUCUGUUUACCAUAGUGUUUGUACCUUUUACACCUAUCAUCUGGGUUGUCCGGAAUAUCAUAAUACAUCAUACACAAUGACAA